AUGGCGAAGGAGUUCCCCGUGCCGCCGGUGGUCUUCACGCCGUCCACCCCGACGCACCGCCGCCACCCUGGCCCGGGCGUGGGGGCCUCCCCUCCGCCCGCGUUCGCACCGCCCCGCCCCUCCACCUCAUCCGCCGCCAACCCGCUCCCCUUCAUGUCGUUCGAUGUCUCAGCUGCCGCGGCUUCCUCCUCCUCCGUGCCGCCCCUCUUCGCGGGGCCUAUCGGUGUCGGCGGUUCCGGCGCAUCCUUCGAGGACGAGCCGCCGCUCCUCGAGGAGCUCGGUAUCAACACGCGCCAGAUCUGGCGGAAGACGAUCUCCAUCCUCCACCCGCUCCGCUCCGCCGACCCCUCCCUCCACGCCGACGCCGACCUAUCGGGCCCGUUCCUCUUCCUCCUCUCCUUUGGACUCUUCCAGCUCCUCGCGGGGAAGUUCCACUUCGGGAUCGUGCUCGGCUGGGUCACCGUGGCGUCCCUCUUCCUCUACUUCGUCUUCUCCAUGCUCUCGGGCGGCCGCCGCGGGGACCUCGAUCUGUACAGAUGCGUUAGCCUCGUCGGCUACUGCAUGCUUCCCAUGGUCAUCUUCUCUGCUGUCUCCCUCUUCCUGCCUCGCGGCGGUGGGCUCAUAUUUGGAGUAGGGAUGGCGUUCGUGAUAUGGUCAACCAGGGUCUGCACCAGGCUGCUAGCAGAGCUUGCAUCCAGCGGAGACGAGCACAGGGGCCUCAUCGCUUAUGCGUGCUGGCUCGUCUACAUGCUCUUCUCGUUGCUCGUCAUCUUCUGA
Molecule: messenger RNA, 777 nt
Organism: Miscanthus lutarioriparius
Lineage: Eukaryota; Viridiplantae; Streptophyta; Magnoliopsida; Poales; Poaceae
Source: the annotation of a GenBank genome assembly